Messenger RNA from Suillus discolor, 1113 nucleotides. RefSeq lists its product as uncharacterized. The record is from RefSeq and is a predicted model, not a curated record. Lineage: Eukaryota; Fungi; Basidiomycota; Agaricomycetes; Boletales; Suillaceae. The transcript has 9 exons. Bases 1 to 1113 code for a protein of 370 amino acids.
AUGUCGUCUGAGAAUGCACCUUCUUCGAACACAUCCCUUUGUGUCCAAACAUCCCCUCAUGCUAGGGCGAAGCGCAAGAUUGCCGCCCUCAUGGAGGAGGUCGAAAUUUUGAAGCAAGAUAAAGCGACAAAGCAAAGGAAGACGACCUAUUACGUUUCACAGGGACGAGCAAUUCGCCGGAUGGUGGUCCUUUACACUCCCAUAGAGGAUCUCAUUGCCGAAAAUGACCAGUGUUGUGAAGAAAACGCAGACAGCGACACCACUCCGGAGAACAGCCAAAACCGCCUCCAACAGUUGGAAGACAUGCUCAGAAAGCUCAAGCGGGGCGCAGAUUCAGCUCGUGGUGACGACACCGGAACUCUCAAAGAGCUCGUGGCGUCAUGGGUGAAUAUUGAGUGUAAUGCGACUCCCCUCAUUAGAGCGGACAACAAACAUCAUCGGGGUUUUGUGCACGAUGCAUGCGGUCAAUUACUUUGCCCAGCGGAAUGGCGCUGGGGAGAUCUGAUCAUCAGGGCUGGCAUUCGCGACCGUACAAUUUCCUUCAUCGUGUCUGAGAAUUCAUGGCCGGCAUUCAUGUACGAAGACUACCAAGCUGACGCCAAGAAUCUCAAAUGUGGUCUCUUCAAGUCGAAGCUGUUGGUUAUGGGGUUCAAAGCUAUCUUUACCUCUCCGUCCUCUGCCAACGAAGUGGAUGGCGACGGCGACGGCGCCAAUAUCAUUGAGAACGACCGUUGUGCCAGGAGACGAUCAGAUCAGGCUAAAGUGAAAACGUGUGUGGCUUCUAUCAUAGGUAUGAGGAAAGUCACUCCUCGUGCGAUCGCUUAUGCAACUUGCCAAAUCCAUUUUGCACUCUCUAAUAUCACGUCUUGGCGCACUGUAGACGGUGAUUUCGAUUAUCAAAUUUUCUGGGACAACAUCGUGGAUUUCUUCGAGGACGCCCCGGGUCCGGCGGCACAAGCCAGAGUUAGAGAGCUCCUUGAAUGGUGGACUAGAAAAGUUUUCGGCAGAAAUCAUCGGGAAGACUUGACGAUGGACGUUGUUUCCCGGAUGUCUGUGAGCGCACUUGCUGCGCAGAGACAAGAGAUGGAAGACGCCGUGUUUGACUCCGAAUAG